CUUUUACAGAAUAAAGUGAGUUUAGUUGGCUUAGUAGAAACAAGAGUUAAAAGUAAUAAUGUGAGAUCAGUUAUGUAAGGAAUAACACCUGGUUGGAAGGCACUACACAAUUAUGAGGACAGUCCUAAUGGGAGGAUAUGGCUGAUAUGGGAUGAUAAUUGGUAUGAGAUCAAGAAGAUUAACAACUCUGCUCAAAUGCUGCAUUGUCAGGUCAAUGAAAGAAGUAAAGGCUACCAAUUCAUCUUAACUGUAGUGUAUGGGCUUAACACAGUUGAACAGAGAAAGAGUUUGUGGAGAGAAAUGGAAACUCUAGCUAAAGGCAUUACUCAUCCUUGGCUUAUAGUAGGGGAUUCUAAUGCUAUAAUGUCUGCUAAGGAUAGAUUAGAUGGGAUGCCUGUAGUCAAUAAUGAGAUAAAAGAUCUAGGUGAAUGGGUGAGAGAACUGGGGGUUACUGAAUUGCAGUGGACAGGAAACUACUAUACCUGGACUAACAAGCAGUGUGGGGAGAACAGAAUUGCAAGCAGAAUAGAUAGAGCUUUUGGAAAUGAUGAGUGGAUGGAUAAAUGGGGGCAUGUUAGAGUAUAUUAUGGGAAUCCCAGUAUAUCUGAUCAUAGCUCUAUGGUGUUAAUGCUUCAACAAACUCUGCAGCAUGGGAAAGGUAGCUUUAAAUUCUUCAAUGUUUGGACUGAGCAUGAGAGUUUUAUGAAAUUGGUAGAAACUAUAUGGAGUAAAGAAUAUGGUUAUAACAAAAUGAAGCAAGUGUGGUCUAAAUUGAAAGCUCUUCAACCUGUCCUAAAGCAGUUAAAUAGGAAAGAGUUCAAGUAUAUUGGGAACCAGAUUGAGAUGGCUAGAAUGGAGGUAACAAGUAUCCAAAACCAGCUAAAUGUUCAAGUUACUAAUGAAUUGAUAAUGCAGGAGAAGAAGAUGUUGAUUAAACUUGAAAAGUGGUCUUUGAUUAAAGAAAGUGCCUUGAGACAGAAAUCAAGGAUAAACUGGAUAAAGUUAGGGGAUGCAAAUACUAAGUACUUCAGUUCAGUGAUUAAGUAGAGGAACCAAAAGAAGCAAA
This is a messenger RNA of Solanum lycopersicum (tomato), 1066 nucleotides long. The record is from RefSeq and is a predicted model, not a curated record. Lineage: Eukaryota; Viridiplantae; Streptophyta; Magnoliopsida; Solanales; Solanaceae.